AAAGCAAGGGGAACUGUCCCUGGCUUGGAAGUUCCAACAUCCUCCCUCUGUGAAGAUGUGGCACCUCAAACUCCUUGCAGUGCUCAUGAUUUGCCUGCUGCUACUGGGCCAGGUACACGGCUCUCCAAUACAAGAACUGAAUUCAACAAAGAAAAGGCCACGGAGAAUGACCCCAUUUUGGAGAGGGGUUUCCCUUAGGCCCAUUGGAGCCUCCUGCCGGGACGACUCUGAGUGUAUCACGAGGCUAUGCAGAAAAAGACGCUGUUCUCUAAGUGUGGCCCAGGAAUGAUGGACAUAUCAGCGAAGAAAGGACAGUGGUCACCUCCAACAAUGCUCCGUUCUAUGGAAUAUUGAUUACUGUGGUUUGGCUGGAGACACAUAAGUGAAGCAACCUCGUGUUUUUAAUAUUUAAAGACAGAUGAUGCUUUCAGUUGGUCUCCAUUUAUUCUUAGAGUGUUGAUAAAUGGCUAAGUGUAAGUAAAUUUGUCAAUUUAGAGUUUAUUUUUCUAUGGAUACUAUUAAAUGUCUCGAAUUGAAAUUCUGGCAGUCUGCAAUUCAAGCUUUUGAGGGGAAAGAAUUCACUUUAUAUAUGAUAUGAAAGAGAGCACUGAUUGCCUAACAAUGAAGUGGUAAUUUCUCAACCUGAAAAAUGUGGUGAGAGUUAACAUUUUCUCAAUCUUACAAAGAACACAGUGGCAAAAAGUUUGGCAAUAGCAAUGUAAUCAGCUUGGCAAGAUCGUAAGUUGGGGCCCUGGGCCCUGGCCUUUCACUCACAUAGUGUGUCCUAGAGGGGCCA
Molecule: messenger RNA, 796 nt
Organism: Tupaia belangeri chinensis (Chinese tree shrew)
Lineage: Eukaryota; Metazoa; Chordata; Mammalia; Scandentia; Tupaiidae
Gene: LEAP2
Product: liver enriched antimicrobial peptide 2
Exons: 3
Coding region: 56-289 (77 amino acids)
Biological process (GO): defense response to bacterium; antimicrobial humoral immune response mediated by antimicrobial peptide
Source: RefSeq, a predicted model, not a curated record